Molecule: messenger RNA, 2109 nt
Organism: Cuscuta campestris
Lineage: Eukaryota; Viridiplantae; Streptophyta; Magnoliopsida; Solanales; Convolvulaceae
Source: the annotation of a GenBank genome assembly
CUUCCUCCCCUUUUGAGCAGGACCUAAGGCGUAGCAUGGCAUUGCAUCUCCAACGGAGCUGCACUGUCGGGUGGUGUCAUCUCCGUUGGAUCUCACCGGACGGUGUGUGUAACCCAUGCUUGAUUUGGAUGGAUCUAAGGGUGUAAGCAUUGAAGGAUAUUCUUGAUCUGAGGGUUUAAGCUGUGAUGGCUCUCUGUCAGAUCUAAGGACUCUGAUUCGAGUUUGUGGUGGUGGUGGUCAGCAGCGACGGCUAUUCCGGUGGUCCAAAUUUUGGCCUUCGGCAAUGUUGAACUUGGUAGUACUUUUCUGUUUAUUAAGCUUCUCUCAUGUGAUAUUUGAUUUUGUUCUCUUAGUAAGUGCUGCAAUUGUUUUCCCUUUUUUGUGGCGAUGCAAUCGAAAAACAGCUUAUGUAAAUCAAACCAAUGAUAUGUACCUGUUUCUGGGGUAUGCUGCUACUCUAAGAAUGUGCUUCACAGAGCCUUCAGUCUUUUCUUAUUUAACUCUAAAUAUGAAUUGCUUCUUCAGGGACGGGUUGAAAUUGGCCACACGGGAUUCACAUUCCACUAAACGACCUCUAUUUCCCAUGCUAAACCCCACUAACAAUGGUAAAUGCACUGCUGCUGAUUCUUUUAAGCACGGUGGUCCAAAUUUUUCCCUUCGGUAAUGUCGAACUUGUGCCGGGCUUGGCGUUCUUAACUUGGCAAUGCAUGGUGUUUCUAGAAUGUCUGUAGCAAUGGCAAUUCCUCAUAUUUUUAUAUUGGAUAAAAAUGAAAGAACAAGUUUUACUUAGAAAUAUAUCACCAGCCUUGCCUUUUGCUAAAGAUCAACAUCAGAUCCAGGGACUGGGACUUCACGAGGGUGCAAGUCUUCUCAAAGUGGUAAUUUAGUGGUAUAUGUUCAGCCUAUUUUGAAAGUACGAUUUUAUUUUUAUUGGGUUUCCUCUUCUUGUUGGAUAUGUCCCAAAAAAAAGUUGGGUUGGUAUUAGCUGCUGCACUCAAAACAUAUCGUUACUAUUUGUUACAUAUACAAAUAGGUGGUUAAGGCCACAUGGGAUUCAGAUUCCACUAAGCCACCUCUAUUUCCCAUGGUUGGUCUUCAUUCUUGAAGCGACUUAAUGUCAUAUAUUCAUUCUUUAAUACUUAUUUACAUUUUGUGGGAUUUGGAAUAGGCGAAUGCACUUCUGCUGGCUCUUUUAAGCAUCGCGGUCCAAAUUUUGGCCUUCGGCAAUGUUGAACUUGGUAGUACUUUUCUGUUUAUUAAGCUUCUCUCAUGUGAUAUUUGAUUUUGUUCUCUUAGUAAGUGCUGCAAUUUUUUUCCCUUUUUUGUGGCGAUGCAAUGGAAAAACAGCUUAUGUAAAUCAAACCAAUGAUAUGUACCUGUUUCUGGGGAACUAUAGAGGAACAAAGUUGAAGCUGCUAAGUUUGUUCCUUUUUGGAAUGAGAUUAUAAGGAAUUUGAGGGAAGAAGACUACAUUAAUAGUUUGGAAAUGGAGUUGCUUUUAAUGCCUAAAAAUUCAGGGAUAAUAGACAAUAUUCCCUUGGUUCAAUGGCCUCUGUUCCUUCUAGCAAGCAAGAUAUUUCUUGCUAAAGAUACUGCUAUUGAGGGUAAAGAGCCCAGACUUUCGCAAGAGGAGCUAUGGGACAGGAUUUUAAGGGACGAUUACAUGAAAUAUGCUGUUCAAGAGUGUUAUUAUACCCUCAAGUUAGUCCUCACACCUGUGUUGGAUACUGAGGGUAAGAAGUGGGUUGAGAGAAUAUAUGACGAGAUUCAGAGAAGCAUAGCUAAUAGGAGCAUACUUGUUGAUAUUGAAUUGAAUAAGCUACCACUAAGGAUUCAGAAAGUUACUGCACUGUUGGGAAUACUGGUCACUUAAUUGCUUUGAACUUAGUUGGCCAUGGAGAAUAACUUCACCCUUCUUUCUGAAGCCGACACCAAGAUCAUAGGGACUCACUAUUAUUGCUUUCAAUGAUGGGAAAUUUAACUCAAAGACCUUACGAGAAAUUCCGAGUCUUGGGCCUACUUAUUUUGUGAUGAAACUUUUGGAAAGUAUGAUUCUUUUGACAUUGAAAUCUCACAUAGACCAUAGUAUAAUAAUCCUUUUAUGCUUUG